Messenger RNA from Hydatigera taeniaeformis, 1458 nucleotides. Lineage: Eukaryota; Metazoa; Platyhelminthes; Cestoda; Cyclophyllidea; Taeniidae. The record is from the annotation of a GenBank genome assembly.
AUGAUAGUGGGAGUUCGGUCCGGUGAUGAAGCUAGUGAGGAAAGUGUGCCGAUCCCAUCCACUGCACUCAAACGCCUUCCCCUCCAACAUGGCACUGGCGGCCGGUACCGCCUGGAUCUACGUCAGGCUCCAUUCCGUCUCUUCAACAACUAUCUGGUCCCCAUCUCCAACACAGAGGAAGCCACAGACGCCCUCCGCGCCGUCGCUGAAUCCAUCACCGUUCUUCUUCAAUCCAUUGAAGCGUCAGUGCCACUGGAGAUGCAGGUAACGAGCAUUUCGGUGAGACAGCGGUGGUUUGCGUCUUUUCCGCCUGCGAAAUUCACGCGACCACUUCCUCCCGCUGUCUACAAUGUCCUACAGCAGCAUCGUGAUUGUCUCCAUCCUUUCCUCCUCUCCUUGCAACCACCUCCCCGUCCUCGGCGCUCUCGACAUGCCCCAAUGGCUAACCGCAACUAUUUGUCCAGGCCGGCGCAGCGGGUCUGGGGAACGAAGAGUUCUCCAAAAUCCACACUUCUUUCAAAUGUCUCUCAAAUCGAGUUAGAAAUGGCGUGUGUUAAGGCCGCAUCAGGAGAGAUGAAUGAGAAGUUGUUAGCACCAGACUACACGGAAGCAAUGGAAGAAGGAUCGAGAGGAACAGACGAGACAUCGGAACAGGAAGUUGAACCUUCCCUUGGCUCCGAUGUAGAUGAUAUGCCCACGCGCAUCAUGAAACCCAGCAAUUGCUCUUCAAUUUCCGACUUGAUCUAUGAGCUGGAAGAUGCGGCUUCCGUUGCAGCCGAGGGAGAGGCGGAAGAGGGCGAGAGGAUGGAAGAGGAUGAGAAAGCAUACAGAUUAAGAAUUAGCCGAAGCCGCUCACGUUCCGUCCCUGCCCAUUUGGAGGACACGACGUGUGGGCAAAUGCUUAAACUGACGAACCCCACCAUUGUCGCUUCCGUCAGUAGGUCUUCCUCCUCACCUUUGCUUGGAUGUCUGUUUCAUCACUCCCUUUCUCCUCAAUCUCAAAUCUACGAACGGAGAAGUUCUAGCUCUAGAACCUAUAUGAAACUUUCUCACCCAACUUUGACGGGAGAAGACCGAUUAGUGCUCCCUCGAAGUUCUUCAUGCAAUGACUGCAAUAGUCGAAUGAUCCAUCGUCUGCCGUAUCGCCGAAUAGCGGUAUCCGAUCCGGAGAUAACGUGCUACCGCGCCUUAUACGGACUGACCGUAGAGCAGAGACCACCACCUAAAUCUCUCCACGUUUCGCAGUCGAAAGGUGAUCUCGGCCUGCAGGAGGAGUUGAAUAUGCGCUUUCAGAUCUUUACGUUCGCAUCGAUAGGUAGGCUGCAGGAGUCAGCGAACCCACGGUUCGUGUCCCGACUGCGUCAGCGACAAGAAGCGAAUGCCUCAGCUGUCAAUCAAGCGCGAAAUCUCAUAUGCUCCUCUGAAGACGUGAUAAAAACUCAGUUCAUCAUAUUUUAA